Pantherophis guttatus is the source of this 4426-nucleotide messenger RNA. RefSeq names its product solute carrier family 2, facilitated glucose transporter member 3-like. Gene Ontology annotation, cellular component: plasma membrane. The record is from RefSeq and is a predicted model, not a curated record. Lineage: Eukaryota; Metazoa; Chordata; Lepidosauria; Squamata; Colubridae. Gene Ontology annotation, biological process: dehydroascorbic acid transport. Gene Ontology annotation, molecular function: D-glucose transmembrane transporter activity.
CCGGCACCCAGGAAGCCCGCGAGCGUCGGGGGGGUUCUCGGCAGCUGCCGCCGCUCGCUGGCUUCGCUUCCUGGGAGGAAGAAGCCCCGCCAGGCAGGAACCGGCAGAGGCCCAAGCAAAGCGGGGAAGCCCCGCGGAAGCCUCGCCCGUGCCAGGCGGCAAGCGGCCCCCUCCUCCGGCCGAGCGGCUUUCCGCACGGGCUAAGCCCGGGGGCGAGGGCCGCUUCUCCUCGCAGCUUCCGAGCGCGGCCACCUGCGGAAGGAGCCGGGGCCGCUUCUCCGGCUUGGCAGCGGCUGCGGGGAGGGGAGGCUGGAAGCCCCGCAGCCGCCUCCGCCCGCCCUGCUCUCGUCAUCGGGGGGCGAGGCAGCCGCGCCUCUCGCCCGACGGGCCCCCCGCCCUGCAGGCCCCAGCAGCUAUAAAGGCGGCGGCGGCGGCGGCGGCGGCGGCGCAUCUGCAGCAGCCCUUCCCAAGGACCGCCCGACGGACGGAGGCGCGAUGGAGGCGGCCGGCCCCAUUGAGCAGAGCGAGGAAAUGGCUUCCAGGGCAAGAAAACCAGAAGCGAAGCGAGCAUCAAGCACCUGCCCUUCAGACCAUCACAGGAUUUCAGAGACAGAAAGUCACCUGGUUUGUGGAAAGGAAUUGCAGCUGGAAGCCCAGAGGGGCCACAGCACCACAGCUUGAAGCCUGCGUAGCCCCGUAGCCUACAAAGCCAUCCAGCUCCCUUCGCCUUCACCAAGCCAUCUUUGACCCUCAGCGCCUACACAGGAGUUGGUCAAAUGGCAUCGUCCCAUCUCAUUGCGGUUGCCUUAAGUCCUUCAGACCUUGGGAGUGCGACAUUGUUUGUAGCUUUGUAGCCAGGAGUGCUGUUAGGGUUCAUCCUUAGCCCUUCACCAUCAGUUUUUAGAAGAAGAUAACCUGUUCGCUUCUCGCUGCUGUGUCUGUGGCAGCGAUCGGAUCCCUCCAAUUCGGGUACAACACGGGAGUCAUCAAUGCUCCUGAAGUGAUCAUCAAGGGCUUUUUCAAUGACACGUCGCUGGAACGGACGGGAGACUACAUCUCAAAGAGCCUCCUGACCGCUCUGUGGUCCCUUUCGGUGGCCAUUUUCUCAGUCGGAGGCAUGAUUGGCUCUUUCUCUGUCGGGUUUCUUGUCAACCGAUUUGGCAGGCGGAAUUCAAUGCUGCUGGUGAACGUCCUGCCCAUGGUGGCUGGCCUCUUGAUGGGCUUCUCCAAGAUGGCCCGGGCAGUGGAGAUGCUGAUCAUCGGGCGCUUCAUCAUCGGGGUCUUUUGUGGCCUCUGCACUGGCUUGGUGCCCGUGUACAUCAGUGAAGUCUCCCCGACUGCCUUGCGGGGGGCUUUUGGCACCCUGAACCAGCUGGGCAUCGUGGUGGGCAUCCUGGUGGCCCAGAUCUUUGGCCUGGAUGUCAUCCUGGGGACGGAAGAACUCUGGCCGGUCUUGCUGGGGUUCACCAUCAUCCCAGCCGUCCUGCAGCUGGUGACCCUCCCCUUCUGUCCCGAGAGCCCCCGAUUCCUGCUGAUCAACAAGAUGGAGGAAGAGAAGGCCAUCAAAGUGCUCCAGAGCCUGCGUGGCAUCCAGGAUGUGUCCAGUGACAUCCAGGAGAUGAAAGAGGAAAGCGCCAAGAUGUCCCAGGAGAAGAAAGUCACCAUCCCAGAACUCUUCCUCUCCCCCAGCUACCGCCAGGCCAUCCUCAUCGCCAUUGCCUUGCAACUCUCGCAGCAGCUCUCGGGCAUUAACGCGGUGUUCUACUAUUCCACUGGGAUCUUCGAAGAUGCCGGAGUGAAGCAGCCAGUUUACGCCACCAUCGGGGCCGGCGUGGUCAAUACCGUCUUUACUGUAGUGUCGCUCUUCCUUGUGGAGCGGGCAGGGCGUCGGACCCUCCACCUGGUUGGCUUAAUGGGCAUGGCUGUCUGCGCAGCCGUCAUGACCGUCUCCUUGGCGCUGAAGAAAAUUGUGACUUGGAUGAGCUACGUCAGUAUUUUUGGCACUUUUGCCUUUGUGGCUUUUUUUGAAAUUGGACCUGGACCGAUCCCGUGGUUCAUUGUGUCCGAACUCUUCAGCCAGGGCCCUCGUCCUGCAGCCGUGGCCGUGGCUGGUUUCUGCAACUGGGCCUCCAACUUCUUGGUGGGCAUGCUCUUUCCCUAUGCGGUGAAAUUAUGUGGGCCUUAUGUUUUCCUGAUCUUCGUUGGCUUCCUUAUUUUCUUCUUCAUCUUCACCAUCUUCAAAGUCCCUGAGACAAAAGGCAGGACUUUUGAAGAGAUCUCCAGUGGGUUUGAGAGGCCAGCCGUGAAUGGGCUCGCUCCAGCAACUGGCAACAAGAGCUCAAUGGUGGAAUUAACUAGCAUUCAGUCUAAGGAAGAUGCCUAACCCCCCCCCCCCGCCCCAUCCUUGCUUGCCUCUGAAAGGAGCUCUCCCUUUGUACCCGUUGCUGUUUCUUCAUGUCCCCCGUGACUUCCGGCUCUUGCCAUGGCUUCAGUGCUCCACUAGGACAAGAGAAAGGCGGCCGUUUGACCCGCUGUGCUUCUUCCUGCCACGUACCUCUGGAGGACUGAGGAAUGGCUCCGAGCUCCUUGAAUGCUUGUUACGUUAUGUGGAGGCUAAACCGUUUUUGUGGUUGGUCAUUCAUGUCUUUGAGGCCAGUUCCUUGUCUGUCCGUGAGUUAACCAUCCUUUCCUCCCGAUGUUUUGCGGUGUUUUCUACAGGGUGAAGUGCAGCACACUGGAAUUUACUUUGAAAAAAAGGGAACGAGACACUUUGUUCCACUUUGUCAAAUGGGGGAUUUCUUCUGUGUUUGGGAAAUUAAGAUCAGAACUACUUUUUUAUUUACUAGACUUAAUUUAUUCCUUGUAUCACUUUGCUUGGAAAUAUUUAUUUUUAUGCAACACUCCUCUGAGUAUAAGGACAGGAAAGAAGCAUAAGAUGACUUUUUUCUUAAAAACAAACAAACAAAAAACUCAGUGAUGGGUGGUGGGAUCCCAAAGAGACCAAGGUCGGGUGAUGAGCCUGGAGUGCGCCAGGGGACCCCCCCCCAACUGAUAAUGCUUGAAGGGGGGGAGGAAGUUAAAGGCAUCGCGUGGGGAAGACAAGUGGAGACAGUCUGCUUAGGACCUGCUCUUCUCCCUGGGGGGAACCCAAGGGUGGGGAGGGGAGCCUUGGGGUUUGUGGUGCAUGGGUGGCAUGGGUGCCAGGGAGUGAGCUGGCCCUCUGCCCAGGAGGACUUGCCUGGGGCAUCUAGGGGGCUCCUGGAUGGGGGCUGAGGGAUGGCAGAGGCCAUGGCUGGGCUCCCUUCUGGGACCUCGGAGGGCAUCUUAAAGGGGCAAAGCUUUAAUGGUGCAGCUGCAGCUGCCAUCUUGACUCUUUUGCCCCCCCGAGACAUCCCUGGAGUAGUCAUUUGUCUUAUAAAGAAGGCAAUACAGAGUAUUUGUAAUUCCCCAGAUGCUUUUGACUUACCGAUUCUGGUGACUGAUUUAAUUUCCUUCUUUAUGAUACGAUUACAUGAAAAAAAAAUCAGAUGUUAUUUGCUUAAGUGUAUUUUUGCAAUCUUUUGUUGUUAGGUGAAUCAAAAGUGAAAUUUUGAGGAUGAAGAAUAGGCAGCUAAGACUUCAGAUGAAGGAAUUUAAGAGACCAAAGCUACUAAAUAAAAGAAGAAAACUAUAGUUUUUUUCCCCUGAUCUAUUUAUUUAUUGGAAAGAAUGUAAAUAGUUACGGUCUAGCUUUACGGUAUAUAUUUAUAUAAUGCAGAGAGACUUUGCUGGUCGCUCUUUCUAUGGCCAGGGGACAAAGCCUGGACUUGGGAGCUCCCAGGGGUGCAAACAUCCCUCGGUGGAGUGAACGGACCCUUCUUGCCCCCCCCCAAAGACCCUGCUGGGACGCUUCUUCUCCAGGACGGUCACGGAAGUCCUGGCCAGAAAAGGGCCAGUUGCCUCCAGCAAAACCUCUCCCUGCUUGGAGGGGGAGGUUGGGCAGCUGCCUGGGUGUGAGAGUGAGGCCGCUAGAGGGAUACUGUGCAAAAGCUGUGAUCUUCCUGGGUGUGUCUGGGUGUGGUUUAAUUGGAAGCUGGCAAAAGGGAGAGAUGGGCAGGGGACCAUGGUUUCUGGAGUGCGGCUUGGCUACCCGUCUAAACUUGGAAUAGUUUGCAUUCUCAACCGUCCUCCGCCCCGAUCUCCCUUCAAAAAUCUGUGCCUCAUCUCCACCCUGCCUUGUUUCCCUGAUUUUUAAAAAAUCCUUAUUUAGCCCACUGAAGGCUCUUCUUCCAACCGAGACAAUACGGGAGUGCAAAGUAUUCCGCAUUUGAAGUAUGUAAGUUUUGUCUUCUUGUGUGGUGAAGAUUUCCAGAGUUUUAUAAAUGUUAUUGUGAAUGUGUCAUUUUUUACAAAAUAAAAAGAAAAAAGAAAGAAACUUUUGGUUGCA